GCAACUUCUGUCACUGGUGAAUUUGAUAAUUUAGAGGAACGUGAUUAUGCUACUUGUGCGAGUUGACUGAGGUAACAUGUAGCCUCCAAAAGCUUGUGGACUUGGCAAAGUCCGCAAAGCAAUAUGACUGUAGCAAAUAAUAAUAAUCAGGCCAUGACGAGAUCGUCUGGUGUCGCCGAGAGUGCAGACACGAAGGGAGAUGAACCUCAAAAAAAGCUUACCCCGUAUCAAAGGCUCAACCACGACUUGUCCAACGAAGAACGUUACCUGAAGGAAAUAAGUCUUGGGAAGCGUAUUGGAUUUUAUCGAAUCCGUGGAGAGCUUGGAACUGGGAAUUUUUGUCAGGUUAAAAUGGGGAUACAAUCACUAACUCGAGAGAAAGUGGCUAUCAAGAUACUCGACAAAACUAAACUCGAUCAGAAAACGCAGCGACUACUCUCCCGCGAAAUAUCAUCCAUGGAAAAUUUGCAUCAUCCGAAUAUAAUUCGCUUAUACGAGGUCAUCGAGACGUUAUCGAAGUUACAUAUUGUUAUGGAAUAUGCGUGCGGUGGGGAGCUUUUUGCUAAGAUCUCGAAUGAGGGAAAACUUCCUGAGAGAAUCGCCAAAAAGUUAUACGGUCAAGUUCUUUCUGCAGUUGAGCAUAUGCACGAUAAUGACAUUAUACACCGUGACUUGAAAGCUGAAAAUGUGUUUAUUGCUGGGCCGAAUUUGGUCAAAGUUGGGGACUUUGGGUUCAGUACGACUGCUACUAAAGAAUCUGCUCUGAACACAUUCUGUGGAUCACCGCCGUACGCUGCACCUGAACUCUUCAAAGAUGAGCAUUAUAUCGGGAUCUACGUAGACAUUUGGGCGAUGGGGAUAAUGCUGUAUUUCAUGGUCACUGGGGUCAUGCCAUUCAGAGCAGAGACUGUCGGUAAAUUAAAGAAGUGCAUUUUAGAUGGGUCAUUCUUUUUGCCCGAUUUCUUAUCGGAUGGCUGUAGACAGCUAAUUCGCAACAUACUUCGGCCGGUUCCUACUGAUCGCUUCUCUAUAGAAGAUAUAAAACGGUCGACUUGGUUGGAGACAGAGACGUUGCCACAAGCGGAUGAAAGAUAUAGUUUAACACCACCAAUACUGGCUAAGCAGGCUGCCUCGGAAGACGAAAAAGAGGCCUUGGUUGUUCUCAAUGAUCUUGGCAUCACAACUGAACACAUGAGUAGAUGUCAUGAUUCCAGAGAUAGUAUUACGGGUACUUAUAGAAUCGUAUUACAUAGAAUACAAAAAAGAAAGACGGAACUUUCGCGAAAGUCAUCGACCCUUACUUCAUUUGGUAACUACAGCUCCAUGCCUUGUGAUUCAAAACACAACGACAGGCCGGAUAGGACUAAAAAGACACAGGACACCAAAUCGAAAUUUUGCUCCAUAUUGUGAUGGUAGCAAUCAAGGUUUCUAUUAUUCCUAUCCAGGUGUGGCUAUUUUCCUAGCUAAUUUUACAAAAAAGGGAAACGAAUUACAGUAUUUCCACACUCCAUUUCUUCUAAUUAUCCGAUUAUUUUUACAAAGGCAUCUAGUUAGUAAUGAAUGUAAGGAUUCGUUGAUUCAUCGGCUGGUUGACAAGGUGCUCUAGGUAAACAAAUCCGUCUUUUACUGCGCCCUUUCGUAGCCAUUGCAAAGUUUAAAUAUUGUUUAUUUAUUAAUGACACAAAGUUGCGUUGCAAAGUUGUAGAGCAUUCAUAAUUAUCACCACUGUGUUACCAAGUUUAUCACCGAGGUGUACAUAUAUCAUGCGUUUAUCAAAACACGACGGGUUCACACACAUUUACAUAUUCAAAAUGUACAGAAAUUGUAGAUAUUUGUAUUUUAAGUUAUUUUUGGUUAGAAAAUGUAAAAAGGACGUUUUUAAGGUUAAUUGAGUGUUGAUAGGUAACAUCACUAUGGAAACAAAAUUUUUGUAAAGUAUUUAUUAUUCAUUCGCAGAGAAACGACUAGCAACUACUUAUAUCAGAUAUGAAUGAAAAAUUGAAAGCAAA
Messenger RNA from Nematostella vectensis (starlet sea anemone), 2009 nucleotides. Its product is annotated as serine/threonine-protein kinase NIM1. Gene Ontology annotation, molecular function: tau-protein kinase activity; protein serine/threonine kinase activity; ATP binding. Gene Ontology annotation, biological process: microtubule cytoskeleton organization; protein phosphorylation; intracellular signal transduction. The record is from RefSeq and is a predicted model, not a curated record. The coding region runs from base 124 to 1410 and encodes 428 amino acids. NCBI's taxonomy places the organism in Eukaryota, Metazoa, Cnidaria, Anthozoa, Actiniaria, Edwardsiidae. Gene Ontology annotation, cellular component: cytoplasm. The transcript has 3 exons.